AUGGACCCUACACCCGCUGCCGCCGCUGCGUCGAAGCCCGGCGCCUCCUCUAGCUUUCAGCAGCAGCAGCAGAAGCUGGAGCGUCACCUGGAGCAGAAGCUGCAGCAGCAGCUGCAGCAGCAGUUGCUGCAGCAACAGCAGCAGCAGCAGCAGCAGCAGGCCACUUUGGGUUUGUAUGAUAAGGAGCCAGCAUACACCAAGCAAGAGCAAAAAGAAGAAAAGAAAGAAGAAGAAAAAACAAACAAACAACGAAGACGAUCCUCCCUUUACACCCGCUCAAAAUUCACGCAUAAACGCCAGCAGCAGCAGCAGCAGCAGCAGCAGCAGCAGCAGCAGCAGCAGCAAGACACUCUACCUAUGAGAGCGGCAGAAGAAGCGCACCAAAUGCACAAGCAACAGCAGCAGCAGCAACAGCAGCAGCAGCAGCAGCAGUGGAAGACUGAGAUGGCUGCUGCUGCAGCAGCACACGUCGGCAGCAAAGGAGAGAAGGGGCUGCCGCUGCUGCACCCAGCAGGAGACAGCAGCUGCUGCAGCCCGGUUGUUUCUACUGCAGCAACAGCAGCACCAUCAACAGCAGCAGAAACAGAAGCAGCAGCUGCUGCAGCAGAAGCAGCAGAAGCAGAAGAAGCUGCUGCUGCAGCAGUAACAGAAGAACGCCAGCCGCUGCUGAGCCGUCUUACCAGCGAUGCGUUGACAUACACUCAGCAGCAGCAGCAGCAGCAGCAGCAGGAGGAUGAGCAAGAGCAGCAGCAGCAGCAAGAGCAGCAGCAAAUAGCAGUGCAGCAGCAGCAGCAGCAGCAGCAGCAGCCGUGGAGGAGGUUUGUUGGUAGAGCAACAGCAAAGACCCAGCAGCAGCUGCAGCUGCUGCUGCAGCUGCUGCAGCAGCAACCGGCGCUUCUAUCUGCUGUUCCUUCUUUGGUGCUGGCGGGGGUCCCCAUAGCAACGGGCUCUCUCUGCUUGCUCGCGGCCAGCUUCUUACCACUGUGUGGUUUGCUGCCGGUUGCUCUUGGGGUGUAUUUGUUCUGGGGGAGGCAAAUAGCGGCGAUAAAGGGAGAGAGCAGAUGGCAUCGGUUUGGUGCUGCAGCAGCAGUGCUGCUGCUGCCGCUGCUGCUGCUUCCUGCUGCAGCAUUUGUUGCUGCUGGUGGUUUGCUGCUGCUGCUGCUGCUGCCGCUGCUGGGCAUCAUCAUCCCGCUUGGCCUCCUAUGCAGCCUUCCUCUCGCGUGUAUAUAG
This is a messenger RNA of Eimeria mitis, 1230 nucleotides long. RefSeq lists its product as uncharacterized. The transcript has 4 exons. The record is from RefSeq and is a predicted model, not a curated record. NCBI's taxonomy places the organism in Eukaryota, Apicomplexa, Conoidasida, Eucoccidiorida, Eimeriidae. The coding region runs from base 1 to 1230 and encodes 409 amino acids.